Molecule: messenger RNA, 1890 nt
Organism: Candidozyma haemuli
Lineage: Eukaryota; Fungi; Ascomycota; Pichiomycetes; Serinales; Metschnikowiaceae
Exons: 1
Coding region: 1-1890 (629 amino acids)
Biological process (GO): mRNA splicing, via spliceosome
Cellular component (GO): cytoplasmic stress granule
Molecular function (GO): mRNA binding
Source: RefSeq, a predicted model, not a curated record
AUGUCAUACUACAAUCCAUACCAAAGCAUGCAUCAGCAGUACAUGGGCCAGCCAUACUACCAAUACUAUCCUCACCAGGAGUCCAACGGCCACUUGCAAGGCCAGGAUCAACACCCACAGCAUCAGUUUCUUCACCAGGGCUCGUCGCAGUAUGACCAGUUUGGCUCCCACUCCGACAACCUUGGAGGCUUCCCAAAGGAAAACGAUCAUCUGCCAUCUGCUGGUCAUUUCAACAAUGGUGACCUUUACGGUGUUGAGGAGAGCAGCUUCUUUGAUGAUUCCGAUCUUCCCAACGCUCACACCCCUAACCAGCAGCCUUUGUCAGCAGAUGCUGCUUUGAGUCGCCAGAUGCAAGAGCAGUUGAACCUUGGUGGAUUCCCUGGCGUUCCUGAUUCUAACUUUGGCCCAUCAGCUUUUGGUGGUGCCAACCAGGGCCUGAUUCCUCAGACUCCUAAUGGAGAGAUGCUCAUGGGCGGUUCAAACCAACCAGGCAUCGUUCCACAUUCGCCUACUAGCGCAUCCAACAUGCCUACUCAGGUGGCUCCUUCUAGGACAGUCUACUUGGGAAACAUCCCAAGUGACAUCGAGCCUAAUGAAUUAUUGGACUAUGUUAGAAGCGGUAUCUUGGAGAAUGUCAAGAUUUUGCCCUCCAAGAACUGUGCCUUCAUUUCUUUUAUCGACGCUCAGUCGGCUUUGUUGUUCCAUUCCGAUUGCAUUUUGAAGAAGCUUCACAUUAAGGGCAAUGAUAUUCGUAUUGGAUGGGGUAAGAAUGCUCCUAUUUUGCCUGCUGUGAUGGAAGCGAUCCAGAGAGAUGGUGCAACGCGUAAUGUUUACCUCGGAAACUUGAAUAACCCUGUCACGGGUGAGAUGAUCACCGAGGCAGAGUUGAGAGAAGACUUGUCGUCUUUUGGUGUCAUUGACUGCAUUAAGGUCAUCCCAGACAAGGGUAUCGCCUUUAUUCAUUUCUUAUCUAUCUUGAGUGCCAUCAGAUGUGUGGCUAACUUACCUUUGAAGGAGAAAUACUUGGACAAGAAGUGUUUCUAUGGUAAGGACAGAUGCGCUUUCAUUACAAAAACGCAGCAACACAACGCUGCUCAGUACUUGGGUUUGGCUCCAGGAAUGGAGCACGUUGUGACUGCAGCAGACAGGGAGUUCAUCUCUAGUGCUUUGGUUCAGCAGUCUGCUGCUGCCGCUCAGAUUGCUACUCAGGCUGGUGGCGCUAACAACUUGGGUAACAGAACCGUUUACUUGGGUAAUUUGCACCAAGAAUCUUCUGUUGAGGAGAUUUGUAAUGUUGUUAGAGGUGGUUUGUUGCAAAGUAUCCGUUUCUUGAGCGAAAGACAUGUGUGUUUCAUCACCUUCAUUGACCCAAUUGCUGCUGCUCAAUUCUUUGCUAUGUGCCAAUUGCACGGCUUGACCAUUCACAAUAGAAGAAUCAAGGUCGGCUGGGGAAAGCACUCUGGACCUUUAUCCAAUGCCUUGUCGUUAGCUGUCUCUAAUGGUGCACUGAGAAACAUCUACAUCGGCAACAUCACUGACUUUGAAUAUUACAACGCCAAAAAAUUGAGAAAGGAUUUCACUAAGUUUGGUGAUAUUGAACAAAUUAACUACCUUGAGGAGAAGAACUGUGCAUUCAUCAAUUUCGUCAAUAUUGCGAAUGCCAUCAAGGCCAUUGACGGCAUCAAGUCGUUCGAUGAUUACAAAAAGUUGAAGAUAAACUUCGGUAAGGACAGAUGUGGUAACUUGCCAAGACAGUUCCAAAACCAGCAGCAGGUCAAUUCGAACAUUAACUUGCCACAGUUUGCCAGCAGUAUGACUCAGCCAAGUGAUGAAAGCACGAAUUCUGAUUCUGAAUUUGUGGACGACAACACCAAGGAAACCAGUCAGUAA